Lindgomyces ingoldianus is the source of this 3429-nucleotide messenger RNA. RefSeq lists its product as uncharacterized. Bases 1 to 3429 code for a protein of 1142 amino acids. Gene Ontology annotation, molecular function: structural molecule activity; protein heterodimerization activity. Gene Ontology annotation, biological process: regulation of transcription by RNA polymerase II. The record is from RefSeq and is a predicted model, not a curated record. NCBI's taxonomy places the organism in Eukaryota, Fungi, Ascomycota, Dothideomycetes, Pleosporales, Lindgomycetaceae. Gene Ontology annotation, cellular component: SAGA complex; SLIK (SAGA-like) complex. The transcript is spliced from 4 exons.
AUGUCGCUCGCUCCAUCACUACAUCGACCAUCCUCACGAGAACGCCAACACUAUGCACGCCUCCCUAAUCAACCCCUGUCCGCGAUUCGCUUGCGCACUCCGAAUCCGAGCAUGAGCGAUGAGGCCAUGUCAAACGGCUCGAACAACAACAAUAUGGGCGACGGGCCGGACAACCUGGCGGAGGAGGACCCCAGGGCAGCGUUAUUUCGAGAGCAUUAUGCCCGUACCGAAGCGCGUCUGAUGGCGGUUCUGGGAGGUGGGAGCAAACUCGAUGCCCCGGAUGCGUUGGACGGUGGGACCAAGCCGCUGUCGGAGCUCCCCCCAGCGGCGCAUGAUGCGCGCCCGCCCGUGACACCGAAGAAAGCGGCCAGGACCAUCGAUGAAGACGACUAUGGUGACGAUGACGAUGGCGACGAAGAAGAUGAUGCCCACCCCUCUCCCCUCCUUUCGAAGAGCGCCCCCAAUGGAAUCGGCGCGGCCGCCCUAGACACGCCAAGCCUUCGGAUACCCCCCCUGUCGAACAAGCUGGUUAUUGAACGUACUAGCACCCCAUCAUCAGAGCUUAUCAAGUCCUCAGAUGACGUGCGCAAGAAACUACAACAAGACAAAACUGCCGCCGAGGACGCUGCAAAGCGUAGUUUCCACACCCUCUUCUAUACCCUGGAAAAUGACCGGGAUGCGAUGUUGGAACAGCAGAAGCUUGACGAGCUGGACCGGCAAGUUGAGACAGAGAUGUCAGGCCAGCCCGCUAUUCCUACCACGAACGGCGCCCCUACUAUUCCGCAACAAGGCACACUGAGCACCACCAACCUCGGCGCUUCCAGUCUUACACUCAAACACCUGAUCGCCCGCAUCGAUGCGCAGAGGGACAUGGUCCAUGCUAGUGAUGCGCAAUUGCGGAGCCUCAUCAGCGAAGUGAGGAAAAAUCGGAGUAAAUGGGCAAACGAAGACCGGAUCGGCCAAGAAGAGUUGUAUGAGAGUAUGGAGAAGGUACUCAUGGAGCUCAAGGCCGGCGAACAUGCACAUCCCUUCCUUCAACGUGUGAACAAGCGCGAGGCACCUGACUACUACAACGUCAUAAAACACCCCAUGGACAUCGGCACCAUGAUGAAGAAGCUCAAGCAGCUCCAAUACAAGUCGAAGAAGGAUUUUGUGGAUGACCUCAUGCUCAUUUGGUCCAACUGUCUAAAAUACAACGCCGAUCCAGCGCACUACCUUCGCAAGAAGGCGCUCUACAUGAGGAAGGAAACCGAGAAGCUGGUGCCUUUGAUACCUGAUAUUGUCGUCCGCGAUCGUGCCGAGGUGGAGGCUGAGGAACGGAGGAUGCGAAAUGGAGAUGCUGAUGCCGAUGGAGCUGAAGAUAGUGACGAUGAAGAACCUAUUAUGGCCUCUCGUGGUCGAAAGGCUCCCAGCAAAGGUGGCAAGGGUACAAGCACUGCCAGAAAAGCGCCUCCAGCAGGACUGGAGGGUACGCCAGGACCAGAUGGAAAGCCUGCCGUCCCAUCGCUGAACAACGCUGUAUCAAACUUGAAAAACGAAUUUCUUCGUGCCGAUUCCGAGAUGGAAGGCAGCAUCAAUGGCUUUUCAACACCGCCUCCUGGAACACUCACCCCACUACCAAAUGGCAUCCUACGCAGUGGCGCUCCAGGGAGUCAAGCAGAUGUGUCGGAUGUGGACGGCACUGGUGCCUCGGUCAGUGGCUUCACCCUUGACAGCGAGGACGCUGAUCUGGAUGAUCUCGAGUACAAAACCUGGAAGCAAGUGACAAAAAAGGAUAGAGCGUUGAUUGCCGGAGAACGCAACCGGUUAUUUCGCGGAGACCACUUGAACGUCGAAGAGCCCGCCAUUCUGCGAUCACGAGCGGGAAUGCGUAGGUGGCUCCGUCAUCGCAAGCAAGCACUUGAAGAAGGAGUCACAGAUGGAUCUGCUAACGCGCCGGAUGGGAAAGAAGGUGUCCAGUCUACAGCCAACGAAACUCUGGCGGAAGGUAUCGAGGGAGAUGAAGAACGCCAGGUUCCCGACUAUUACGACCCAGUAUCUACAAUCCCGGAUAUCAACGAGCGCCUCCAGUGGGUAGAAGAUUCUGAAGGUCAUGUCAUCCAACAAGUUGAGGAGUAUAUGCGCAUCGUGCCUAAAGGCUACUUCACGGCACCAACGAGUUCUCUCUCAAAGAAGGUAGAGUCAAACAUGCGCCAAAUGCAGGAAACGAGAAAGAUCUGUGCAAAAAUCGGUAUCGUCAAGCAAAUGCAACUUCAGUCACAGAUGUACACAAACCAGUUUCAGAAGUACGACCCUCAGCCCUUCGUCGAAGCAGAUAUCGACCCCAUAGUCGUCUCUGAGGAUGGCGCCAUAAUGUCUCCAUACGUCUGCCGCGCAGCCCUUCAGCGCAGUGUUGGGAAGAUAUUUUACCAUGCUGGCUUCGAGGAGUUUCAGCCCUCUGCUCUCGAAGCAAUCACCGACAUUGCUGGUCAUUUCUUCCAAAAGCUCGUCAGAAGCUUCGGUGUUUAUCAAGAGACCCCAAAGAUGAAGUGUGACACCCCGAUCACUACUCCUGAAGGAUUGACCACGAACUGGGUCCCACGAUUCUCCCGAGAGGAGGCUAUGCUUCACUGCUUAAACGCGAACGGAGUAGAUCUCGAGACUCUUGAAACAUAUGUCAAGGAAGAUGUGGAACGACUUGGAACGAAGCUCGCUGGCAUGCAUGAUCGGAUGCGUUCUCAUUAUGCUGAGCUUCUUCGUCCGGCGCUUGACAGCAGUGCUGGUGCAGAUGGAGCAGGCGCAUUCAAUGAUGGCAGCGAACAAUUUGUUGGUGGUGACUUCGCUGAAGACAUCGGGGAGGAUUUCUUUGGCUUUAAGGAACUCGGACUAGACAAGGAGUUUGGCCUUACUCUCAGUGUCCCAUUGCAUUUACUGCAGAACAGGAUGCACAAUGCCUACACUACGCAGAACCCCACGAAUGUUUCCACUACGGGCGUCCUCAUGGAAGAGCCAACCAAGUUCGAGCCCGUCACCAUCCAGAACGUUGGCAACCAGAUUGGCUUGGUUCAAGAAUGGUUCCUCGCCAAGCUGCAUGAUAACAAUAACGACGAUCUUGUAGAAGACGAGGACCUGCCACCAAAACAACGUUACCCUAAGCCACGCCUGCCACCCACUGGCAAGAUUUCUAGCCCUCGAAAACGUCCAUUGAGGGAGCAGCAACAGAUGGCGCGCAAGAAGCGAAAGCUCGAUGAAGACAAAGAUGACAACGCCAGUAAUGAGAAUGGCGCUAGUGUCAAUGGUAAUUCAUUCUCAAAAGGCAUAGGCAAGCCAAUUGGCAAGCUGAAACUUGACAUGCCUGCCCAAAAAGAGAACCAGAACGUUCCUGAACCAGAGAAGGACGACGGUAGUGCAGUUGGUAUGAUCAGCCCCGAGAGCAUACUCGCCGCUUGA